GGCGGCGUCAGCUGCUCAGCCUGAUCCGAUGGAGAUCGAGGGGGUGUCACGGUGCUGCUCGGAGUGCCUGAAGACACCUGGUUGUGAGAUAUGGCAGUAUAGGAUAGAUACGGCGUGCUGCGACCUAUUCUCGGACAAGUUUAUGACCAAGGGAGCGGAGCGGAGCAACAAGACCGUCGUUGGGAUGCCUCUGCCAAGUAAGACGACAGUGCUCAUGAGGUUCAUUGGUGGUGGAUGCGGGCCUUUUCCCCCUCAGUUCGCAAGCCGGAUGGCGGGAUCUUCAUUCGAGACGCCACUGAGAUCGACAACAACACCUAUCUGUCCUAUCGGGCCGUCGGCAAAGGUAGGUCAGACACCCAUUAUUCUCUCGCGCCUUGAUGCCCACUAUCUGUCCAGACAUUCUGAGUGACGUCGCCCCGCUGCCGCGCUUCCCUUACGACUUCGCCUUCGCCACGACCAAAGGCGAGAUGCAGGAGUCGCUCAAGGACGACUACAACUGCAUCAAGGUGCUGAGCAAUCGGGACAAGGAGGGCUACUUCUGUGCCAAGAAGGGGCUGGCGGACCUCAAGAUGGAAUGGCUCGUCAAAGCCGACGCCAACAAGCAGUGUGUCAAGAUCGCUACCGACGACACGUCGGAGGAUGGAUACCUCUGCUUUGAGGGAUGGCCGCAGGUGUGUGUGAAGUGGCUGCAUUGCAUACGUCUGUCGAUCUGUCGGUGAGUGAGUGUGUCUGUAUGCAGGCCGCAGACUUGGUGUUUGUUAGCGGGGGUGCCUUGGGUCUUGAGAAGAGGGAGACCUGCAUGAGAUGGGUGCCCACCCUCGGCUACAAGACCUGGACAGAAGCCUACCUAUGCGCACGCACGUGAGUCCAACCGAAGGGCAAUGAAUCAACACACACAGAGUGAACACCCAACACAACAAACACACAUAAAUGCAUCCCACCACCAGGCCAGCACGACAACCCCAAGCUCUACACGAAGCUGGCGGUGCCUUCCUGCAAGCAGGUGGAGGUGUGCAACACGACAGCAGGGGAUCUGUGCGCCCUGACCAACAACCCCCAAGACAUGAAAUGCCAAACACAGGCCACGCAGUAAGCAGACACACAGAUGAAACGAACGAAGAGCUGAUGUGAGUGGCACAUGUCGCCUGGCCUUAGCAAUGAGUUCCUGGGCAACGUGAGUCGGUCCGAGGGCGGCUGGCAGGGCAAGCUCUUCUGCGCAAACUGGGACAAGACAUUCAUCGCAAACCCAGGCAGGCACAACCACACCACGCAGACAGAAACAUCUUGAGACACACAACACCUUCCUGCUCUCUCCCCCCCUCACAUCUAUCAGAGUUCCAGGCGGAGAACAAGCCCCCCAAUCAGCGCAACGAGUGGUGGCUGAUCCUCAUCUCGCCCGACCACAGGCUGGGUGACAAGUUCAGAGUGGAGGAGGCCCGGUGCUGCGAGACCGCCUUUGGGGCCCCCUGUGUGAAGACCUUCCCCGAGGGCGCCCAGCGUCUGGCGGCCACCAUCCUUAACGAGACACUGAUUGUGGUCAAGGGCGACGCGGGGAUGCUCAAGAAUGUGGGGGAGACGGAGCAAACCUUCAAGCUGCUCGAGAAGGAAUACCUCCUCGAAUGCACCGGAGGUCAGUGGUGGUGGCUGCCUUGCCGUUCAUUUCUCGCUGUGUUGUCUGUCUGUUUCUUUCCUUCAGAUGGGCCAGAUGAGGGCUGCGAGAGUAUCCAGCCACCACACCCACCCAUGUGGCAGCAAACUAGCCAGGCCUCCACGCGCUGUUGUGUGUGUGCUUUCGCAGGGGGUAUACAGCUUCGAGAAGCCCGAGCACGGAGAUCAGGUCUACUGGAUCGACGCACUACCAGAACCCGAAUUUCGCAACUACUUCGGCCAGCUCGUGUCGUGCCAGCGACCGAGAAGGUGCGAGACGCUCUGCCUCGUCAAGCGGCCCACAUACCCCCCUGGGGAAUGCUCAGUCACCGAUUUCGGUACCUUAUGUGUCCAUAACACGCAGCCGUGGCCAGUGUUGUGUCUAUGUGUCUGUUGCGUUGUGUCAGGCAAUCCGUGUCUCGGGGUCGGGCCGAAGAAGGUGGUCGAGCAGACGCUGCACUUCGUGCAGGGCCCGCCCCUGCUGCCGGUGGAGUGGCUGGGGCACUUCCUGCGCAACGGCACCAAGGAGGAGGUCUACCAGAUAGUGCAGCACGCGGGCGUCCGAUUCCCAAAGAAAAAGAAAGGUCAGAUAAUGCAGGGCCAUGUCUCUCUCUCUGCCUCUCGGUGCAUCAGGACCUACCUGUGUAUGCUAUGCUGGGUGGUCUGGUCAGUCGCUGCCAAGAAGGGCGCGAACGGGUGCUGCAUGGUGCGUGACGAUAAGGACGAGACCAAGCUCCUCAAGACCUGCGACAGAAAGAACCCCAUCCCUGUCGAGCGGUUCAUACUCGAAACCAUGCGCGACGAACCAGACCCAGUCCCUUGCAAAGGUCAACUUCUUCUCCCCAUCCACCACAAACACACAAACACACAAACACACACUCAGAGGUCUCUUUCCUUGGUCCCUCCCGUCUUUCAGAUUCCCACGGCAACUGGAGUGAGGUGGGCAUCAACGAGGCCUGGGUGUUGGGGUGUCUGGCGGUGGGCGGCGGCUGCAAACUGGGAGUGGGCUCCGAGGAGCUGUGCAAGGUGGAGUGCGAGCACCUGGAGGCCAAGGAGAAGUGCAACUCGUUCAACUACUUCAACAAAGACGGAAAGCCCAGCUCCGCGGAGUGCUGCCUGCAGUCGUGUCCGGAUGUCACCAACCCCGUCAAGCGGCAAAUCAAGCCCAAGGAGCUGCCGGGGUGGAAGAAAAUCGUCAAUUUUGCCGGUCCGUGCGGCGAAAAGAGCACUUGCCACCGUCUGUCUGUAUGCAUGUCUCACUGUGUGUUGUGCAUUUGCGCACAACCAGCAACCGAGGGAAUCGACGUCAGCCAGCUUAAAUUCCGUAAGCCCUUUAUCAAUGGGGAGAGACAUGGAGGCACGAAAGAAGCUCUCUCCCUUUCUGUUGUGUGUGAUUUGCAGCGUCUCCGGGGUGCAGUGCGGUGGUUUUGCAGAACAGGGAUGCCAACAACGGCGUCUACUCGUUCAACAUCGACGGCAUCCCCUUCAAGUCGUACUGUGUCUUCGACCGCACCAGGGGACACAUAUGGACGCUCAUUAGGUCGGUCAUGUACCAGGACUUUCUGCACAAGGAGGGCUUCGGCAGCACGGCACUCACCGACGACUACUUUGGGGCGGUGAAUGUGAGCAACCUCACCGAGAUAACGCACGUCAACGAGCCGCCACAAAGGGUCUCCUUCGACCUGGGAUAUACCGGUGCGUCUGUGAGAAGAGGUUGUGGCUGGUCAUUGGACCACAGGUGGACGAUUUGUGUGUGUGUGUGUUGGGUGUGGCAGAUGUACCUAGCAAGCUGUUGACGAGCAAGGCGGCCGAGUGGACGCACUUCCUGGCCACGUGCGACUUCAACACCGACAUGGACGAGGACUUCAUGCUCUUCGAAUUUCGAAAAGGAGACCAAUUCCCACUCGCCCUCAACAGUGACGCCCCAUCAUGCCAGCACCUCGAAGCGUCAGACACCCCAACCCAACUCAACCCACCAGACCCGCCCCCUGCCUCUCUAUGCGGAUCUCUCUCUCUCUCUCUCUCACUCAGAUAUACUCUAUUGCACAAGCAUUGUAAGGGCGAAAAGUGCCAGCUGCCGAUUUCGCAGAAGACGGGUGAGACAUCCUUCCACGUCAACCCGGUUCAGCCGUGCGAAGGGGACGAUACGCUUAAGGGCGUCAGCUUGAAAGAGAAGGAGAAGUUCUUCGGCUCCUAUGAGCGGCCGCCAGAGGGGGAGCGGUUCAUGUGUGCCGCUUCGAAGGUGUCGAUUACCAACUUCUGGCUGGGGGAAAAGUGUAAGCACCCAGACGUUCGACAAGCCAAGUGUUGUCAUGUCCCUCUGUGUGUCUGUCCCUAUGUGUGUGUCAUGCGUGGUCAGUUCCGUCUCCUCACGAGAACUGCGGUCAUUUCUUCUCGUGGGAUUUGAAGCCGGGGUUCAAGUGUGUUGGGGAGAUGAUAAGGGAGCUGGACUGGGUGGGCAUGUACGGCACCAACAGAACCAAAAAGGAAAUGGUCUGCAGGGGCGCAUUCCGCGCUCAACGCACUGUGUCUCGCAUACUCGUUAGAGGUGAGAAAUCGAGCCAUCAGACACGUCAGUCAGGGGUCCCCUGUGUUGGUUGGGUUUGGUGGGUUGUAUUCCCGAUAUAUCAGGUCGACCCCGAAGACCAGACGAAGAGCUCCUGCACGCUGUGCAAGACCUCAGAGCCUGCGGAUAAGGUGUUUGAGAAGAAGCAGGGCGUGUGGAGCGGGUACAAGGUGUUCGACUACGCCGACAACGGCUCACCCAGGCCGUGCACACACUCGGACGCAUGCUUCGCCGACGCACAGAGGAGCGAAACAGGUGACUGAACGUGCACAGAGACACGGAGGGCAUUCAUGUGAGAGAGUGUGUGUGGGUGUGUGAAGGUGUUGGUACGACCUGCGAUUGGGCUGAGACGCCAGGCAAGAAGGGCUCCCCUGCUGUGCCGGCGAAAAGAGUGGCCCAGUUCAGUGUGCACGAUACGGCCAGAGAAGAACCUGACCAAGACGUUCUAUGCAGGCAAGCCAUUCUCCCUCCCUCCCCGCUUCCCCCCCGACACACACACACACACACACCCCACCCACCGACAAUCUUCCUUACGUCUACAUGCGUCUCUCUCUCUCUGACUCUCUGUGUGUGUGGCUGUGUGUGUGGCUGUGUGUUGGCGUCAGAGCGUACAUGAUGGAGGUGAUGUUAUCAUGGAAGCACCACAACAUCGGGUGCUAUGAGGUGCACAAGGAGCGGGGCGACAUCACCGUCUGCAACCUAUACAACUCUACCGUCAUGUGGACUGCCGGCGGCUCCUUUCGAGCAGGAAGAGUCACGUUCCCGCUCUGCCCACACAUAGAGAGAAAGAGGCCGCCUGUGGCUAUGCUGGCGGGCAAUAGGACAUCAGAGUCUGCUGUGGAUAGUGGCAACAUGACUCUAAUAAGCCUUGUGGACAGAUGACGCCCGCCUUUCUGCCUCUGUGCCUCUCUCUGUGUUUUUGGCGGUUUGGUCGAUGUGUGUGGCGUCUUGCUGCCUUUGGGGCGGGCAGAUAAGUGUGUGCAUCGCACUGUGUCUGCAUUUGCUG
Molecule: messenger RNA, 5219 nt
Organism: Vitrella brassicaformis
Lineage: Eukaryota; Vitrellaceae
Source: the annotation of a GenBank genome assembly